CACAUCAUUACACCCACCCAUCAUCCCUCAUGGCGUGCCUUCUAAACAAAUUGACUGACCGUAUCCUCUUUGGAGAUACAGCCAAGAAGAUAGACAAAUAUUUUCGCACUGCCACUCCAGACUCGGUUCUCCAGGACUUGUACAACAGCUACCUCGUUCAGAAGCAGCCUACGGCCUACAGAGCACAGAUCAUCUUCGAAGCAUCCUGUGUUCGCGCCUCUCCUCCACUGAAGCCAUACUGGACGAAGGAAUGUCUUCAAAGCCAUAUCGCUAAAGUCCAUCCCGACACGACCUUUCCGGAACCAGCCAUCGAUGUUCUUUGGUCGUGCUUUUACUUUUACGCUUAUUACCCAUUCCCACGCGAGAAUUGCAAUGGCGGGAAACUAGAACUUUCCGCGUUUCAACGUGCCUUGACCCUACUCGCUCUCCGGGGCACGAGUCUCCUCGGGUCAGUAGAUGAGUUUGGUUAUGGAGGUGUUUACUGGCGUGACCAUGACAGCCCUGGAGUCUGCGUGCCCAAUAUCAAUCGCAUAUUUAGGAGCAUCGGCAAAGUGAGUCAUAAAGUGAACAAAGCUUCGGAGAUUGUCGCCCCCUCCACAUUCAUCAUCGACGAUGCCAUGGAUGUUCUGGCCACGACUCAUCCGUACCAUGUCAAAUUCCAUCCCUACGAUUCUCAGCUGAGGGGGGUUGCGGAACGUCUCCUUGAGGGUCGGAUCCCUCAGUAUCAGGUCAAGAGCGACGACUUGGUCACCUUGGUCUCUUUGGUUCUAAGGCUGAGAGUACAUAAGCCCACCUGGGGUGAGGAGGGGGGAGACUUCCGUUAUGGAUCGUUUGAUAAUUCAAGUCCCCAAAACGACGAAUUGGCUGAAGCUCUGGUUCAGGCAUUCCGGGCUGGACCGCAAGGUCUUUUGGCCCCCGAUUGCAUGCUUCUGGCAAUAUAUAUUUUGCCAAAUCUAGAGCCGUCUUUCCACCAGAUGUGGGCAGCCAUUUUUCAACCCCACAAGCCUGCGGAUAUACCAGCCAUUGGGGCCGAGCUAUCUCCUGACUCGUCCAUGGACAAUAUCCUUCGCGCAGUAUCCUUGCUCAUCCCUCCAUACGAGGCACCUAGGAGGGUGUGGGCCGGACGAGAGAUCGACCCGGUCACCUUUGACGCAUCCUAUCAUUCGCCAAACCAGGAGUCGCUCAACAGCUUGUCGGUGAAGCAUAUCAUCCAGCAUAUAACCAAUGAUGAGCAUCUUCAGGCCUCACACCUUGUUCUCAUUCUCGGUACCCGAUCCCACAUUAUGGCUCCGGUAGUAGUGGGAGCAUUCUUCCCCAAGACUGCCUCAAGCACCAUCACCGAGGACGAGAAGCGUGAUACUCCAGGGGAAUUAAAACUUCCCCAUCCAGACGUCCUUUUUCAGCUCCAGCCAACGUUCACCGUUUUGCGCAGAAGCGGACAGAAUACUUCUAUUUCCGAUGAAGCUAGGGUAGCGGAUGUCGACAGCCCAGCUCAUCCAUACUGGAUAGGAAGCACAUUGCAAUCAAAUGGCGGUCUCAAGAUUGACCCAGUCACCAGAGAGGGUAUAUUUAUGCGGCCUACUAUUGGCGCCCCAGAUCAAGAUACCGGUCUAUUCGAGGAGACAGCCUCCGGUAAUGAGAAUGACGACGACGUUGAUCGGAGUACAAAGUUCACCGUCACUGAUCUUGUGAUUUUUCGAGUCAACGGUGGGCCAAAGCAGAAAUAUUGGCAAACGCAAUAGCUGACUGCAAUAAUACAAAGUGCAUAUAUCGCUGUCAACAGAUGCGUGUUGACAACGACACGUUGCCUUUGUUGCUCGUCCAGCAGCAAUUCCUGCAGUCUCUCCAACACACUCAUCUCCUUAUCGUGAAGCGAGAUGUUUUAUGCUGAGUCAAUUGCUACUGGGCGCUGGCCGCCGGAGGGUCCACCAACAGUGAGGAUGUUGUCUAGUUCCAUUUUAAUGGUAAUAUCAGAGAUUCAGGUGAUAUAGGUUGAUGAAUAUGUAUUUUUCUAUGCUAUAAGCAAAG
Molecule: messenger RNA, 2028 nt
Organism: Aspergillus sclerotioniger CBS 115572
Lineage: Eukaryota; Fungi; Ascomycota; Eurotiomycetes; Eurotiales; Aspergillaceae
Exons: 4
Coding region: 30-1742 (570 amino acids)
Source: RefSeq, a predicted model, not a curated record